UGGGACGUCGUCCUGUUCGAGAAACGUCACGAUGUGGGCGGCAUAUGGUGGGAAAAACCUGGACCUGAGAAGGCUUCCUCAGGCUGUCUACCGGAGACUCCGCUUUACCCUGGGGUUUAUACGAGUACGCCACAUCCUUAUAAUACCCUUCCUGGCAUCCCCUUCCCGGCCAAGCUCGACUUGUAUCCGCCGGCGGAGGAGAUGUACAAGUACCACAAAAACCUCUUCGAGAACGAGCUCAAAGAUGACUUUGAACAAAAAGUCAAGUGGCAGCAUGAGGUCACCAAGGCUCGCUGGGUCGGUACCGCUGAGAGUGGUCAAUGGGAACUGACUAUCCAAAAGCCGAAAAGCGGCGAAUCGGCGCAACGGUUUAAUCAGAAAUUUGAUCAUCUCAUUGUCGCCGUCGGUCAAGCUGCGUACCCUCGAAAAGCUAAAUUCAGGGGAGAGGACGAGUGGCUUUCCAAAAACGAUGAAAAGUUGAAGCUUCCGAGGGAGAUACGACAUUCGAUCUACUACAUGGGCCCAGAACCUUACGCUGGUCGCACCGUUCUUAUCGCCGGGUCUGGUGGUGGUGGUGAGGAUAUUGCACGGGACGUUAACAAAAGCGCUAAAAAGGUAUACAUUGCACGAUCGUCAACGAACCAGUGCCCGCUUAAUGGUGAUCCUAUCUCAGUGGGUCGAUUAUCAUACUUCAAGGAGGAUGCCAUCUGCUUCGUGGACAGUGAGGGGGCAACCAAAUGUGAGGAAGACAUCGAUAGCGUCAUUCUCGCAACUGGAUACGAAACGAAAAUCCCCUUCCUCACAAAAGGAGGUGCACUUGCCGAGCAUUCAGAUAGAAGGUCAUGCAACACCGAAUAUAUCGAUGAUCAGAAGCUCUCGACCAACGGUAACGGAAUACACCCUCUUUACAAACAUACUAUGAGUUUAAGCUCCGACUUUCCUCCUGACUCCCUUUUCAUCCUUGGGCUACCAAGAGAUUUCCCACCUGCACUCUUAGCCGUUGCCCAAUCAAUCUUCGCCACUCGAGUGAUCAAGGACGGAUCUUUCGUGAACAGAGACGCGCUCUUCCGGGAAUUGGCGUGUGAAGAGACACGUCAAUGUAGUCAGUGCCCCCGUGAUCCAAGGAAGCGGUGCAAGUAUGAUCCAUUCCAGCGGGGACAUCGACUCGUCGAGGUUGCGGAGCGAGACGAAUCGAACAUCCUCAUGAACGGUCUGGUAGAUUUCCUCAAGCAGAAAUGUGCGACCGAGUUGCCAUCAUUGCCCGGGACCGGAGAUCGGUUCGUCGAUGAUCGGAGGCUUAGAGUGAAUCGUAGGAGUGUGAUUCCAAGGAUCAAAUGCUACUGGGACAACCUUGAGGAAGAAGAGAGGAAGAAGCUUCUUGAGCGAAGGGCGAACGAGGCUGAUUGGUUUGAACUAGUUAAUGGUUUGAUAACCCUUUCCGAUCCGACGAUUCAGUGCAAAAAAGCAACGGGGGGCAUCCAGGAUGUUUAG
Molecule: messenger RNA, 1491 nt
Organism: Cantharellus anzutake
Lineage: Eukaryota; Fungi; Basidiomycota; Agaricomycetes; Cantharellales; Hydnaceae
Exons: 5
Molecular function (GO): N,N-dimethylaniline monooxygenase activity; flavin adenine dinucleotide binding; NADP binding
Source: RefSeq, a predicted model, not a curated record